ACAAGAGGGACAAUCAAGUCUUGAGAAAGAAGAAUAGGAUAGCUUGCAUCGAGUUGCUGAGGGGCAUGGAAGAUGAUCUCAUGUGAUGUUGAGAUGACUACAACAUAUGCAGGCAUUUCUGUUGCUCGUAAAAUGCAUAAAGUAAACACAAAGGACUUAUCUGAUUCUUUGAAGUGGAAGAAUUCUGAUGAGGAAACCCAUGCAAAUCCAAACGGUGGACUGCAACUGCAUCAAAAAUGGAAGAAGAACAGAACUAAUGAGAUGAUUCAGCUAAGCAAAGAUGCUGAAUUACAGAUGCAAAUAGCAGCCAUGGAACGGUCAAAGCAUUUCAACAACACACUCAGGGGACUGCACAGCAUAUGGAGGAGAGAACAUCAAAACCAUCUCCAAGAUUCCACUUUGAAACUGAUGAAAGAUCAGAUCAUAAUGGCUAAGGUAUAUGCUAGCAUUGCUAGUUCAAAGAAAAAUCUUGAUCUUGCCAGGCAUUUGUUGAAGCAUAUCAAACAAAAUCAAGAUGCUAUUAAAGAAGCAAACUCGGAUGCUGAACUGCAACAAAAUGCUCUUAAACAUGCAAAAGCCAUGGCUCAUGUUCUAUCAUUAGCAAAAGAGCAGUUAUAUGAUUGUUCUAUAGUGGCAAGAAAAUUACGAGCCAUGAUACAGGCCUCAGAGGAAUCAGUAAUUGCACAACAGAAGAAAAGCCAGUUCUUGAUCCACUUUGCUACAAAGACAGUCCCUAAACCCCUGCACUGCCUUCCUUUACAGCUCACUACUGAUUACUUCUUACAUGAUCAUAUUCGCAACGAAUUAGCAGAUAAGGCCAAACUCGAAGAUCCAUCCUUCUACCAUUAUGCAAUCUUCUCUGAUAAUGUCCUUGCCACUGCAGUUGUAGUCAACUCUACCAUAUCACAUGUCAAGGAACCGGAGAAACAUGUCUUUCACAUUGUCACGGACAGGCUGAACUUUGCAGCUAUGAAAAUGUGGUUCAUUGCCCAUCCUCCUUUAGAUGCAGCAAUACAUGUGGAGAACAUUGAUGAGUUCAAGUGGCUGAAUUCGUCUUACUGUGCAGUUCUUCACCCAAUUAAUUCGGAGAAUCUUAAACAAUACUACUCUGCAAGAGAUCAUCCAUCUACAGUUUCUGCUGGCAAUAAAAAUCUUAAGUACAAAAAUCCCAAGUACUUGUCUAUGCUCAAUCAUCUAAGGUUCUACAUGCCAGAAAUAUACCCAAAGCUGGAUAAGAUACUGUUUCUUGAUGAUGAUGUCGUUGUACAAAAGGAUUUGACACCACUUUGGUCUAUAGAUAUGAAAGGGAUGGUGAACGGUGCUGUAGAAACUUGCAAAGAAAACUUUGGUCGGUUUGAUAAAUAUCUCAACUUCUCAGACCCAAUGAUCUCUGAUACAUUUGACCCAAAAAGCUGUGGAUGGGCAUUUGGAAUGAACAUAUUUGACUUGAAAGAAUGGAAAAAACGAGAUAUUUCAGGAAUAUAUCACUAUUGGCAAGACAUGGGCGAAUUCCGAAAUCUGUGGAAGCUUGGGACACUGCCUGCAGGUCUUGUAACAUUUUAUGGCCUGACAUAUUCACUUGACUGGAGUUGGCAUGUUCUCGGUCUGGGUUACAAUCCUCUUAUCAGUACCUCAGUGAUUGAGAAGGCAGCUGUCAUUCACUAUAAUGGGAAUUAUAAGCCGUGGCUGGAUCUUGCUAUCACCAAGUACAAACAUUACUGGAACAAGUAUAUAAACUUUGACGACCCGUAUCUACGAGUCUGCAACAUUUUCCAAUGAAACUGGACUUUGCAGAUGGCAAAUCCUUUUAUCAAAUUUGUUCAUAACUUUUUCUCGACACAAAAGCUUGCUGUAUGUUAUGCAGCAUGUGCUAUUAGCAUCACGCUUCUCCAGAAUAGGUUUUGCAGUUUGCCUUUUUCUGUGUAAAUGGGUAAUAUUCAACCAGAAAUUGCUUGGGAAAAUAUCAUAGAGUACCAUAC
Elaeis guineensis (African oil palm) is the source of this 1979-nucleotide messenger RNA. Lineage: Eukaryota; Viridiplantae; Streptophyta; Magnoliopsida; Arecales; Arecaceae. The record is from RefSeq and is a predicted model, not a curated record.